Messenger RNA from Stegodyphus dumicola, 5311 nucleotides. RefSeq names its product GATOR complex protein Iml1 (gene Iml1). Gene Ontology annotation, molecular function: GTPase activator activity. Lineage: Eukaryota; Metazoa; Arthropoda; Arachnida; Araneae; Eresidae. The record is from RefSeq and is a predicted model, not a curated record. Gene Ontology annotation, biological process: positive regulation of autophagy; cellular response to amino acid starvation; intracellular signal transduction. Gene Ontology annotation, cellular component: lysosomal membrane; GATOR1 complex.
AUGAGUAGCGAAAAGUCAUAUUUGAAAGAUGGAGCUAUGCAGGGAUCAAAUCAUGGGGAAAAGGUGCAAGUAGAAAUAGUCAUCAAAUCCUUCAAAAAGUGUCAGAUUUUUAAUGCUGUGAAUGGCACUAAAAACAAUUUGUUAUGGGAUACUGAUGAUGAAGUCCAUCCAUACCGAGAAAUAAAAGUCCAUUAUUGUUAUCGAUUUCAUGCUCCUGAUAGUGAUACAUAUGGUGUUUCUUGGGUAGAUUUUACAAGUGAAAGACUAGAAAAUUAUAAUUGGAACUAUUUAGAUCACUACAUUUGUAUGCGAGGUGAAGGAGAAUUUGAAUUAAAAGAGUCAUUGAAGUACUGGAGGUUACGAAUGCUUCUUUUGCCAGCUGUUCAGCCAGAGACACGUAAAAUAAUUGAAGGUCAUGAAACUUGUGAUUUGUAUAAUAAAUUUUCUAAUGAAGACAAAAUAAGUCAAAGAGAAAAUGCUCUCAAGUUCUUGGAAGUCAUGAAUAAAAUUCGUAGAGUUUCUUCUAGGAAACCGAAACUUGCAUCUUUAAAUCUUCCACGUCGAUCAAGCUUUGGCCAUGCAAGUCUCAGUUCGACUGGAAUAUCAUCUGUGCGAGAGAGAGUGGGUAGUAAUCGUAUUCAUGAUCGUCCCAGGAUGCGUAGCAAUUCUGCAAGAAUGGGAGCACGACCAGAACCAGUCAUUCCAUCUGGCCGUGUAUCACCAGCAACUGAAGCUGAUGGAAGGAUAACUAUUCCAAAAUCUGAUGUUUCUUUAGCCCCAAUAACUGGAGGAGAAAAUCUCGAAGACAAUUUUCCUUCUGAGCUGAAGAAAUUAAAUGAAGCAUCAAAUGAUAUUGAAAUAAUCCAAGCUAUGAAGCAUACUCAAGAAGGACUGAAUUUCCUUUCAAAAUCGGGUUGGCCAAGCUGUACUUUUAUCAGUGCAGAAGCCGUUGCAUGGAUUAUAGAACAUGUGGAAGGAAUAAGUUUGGAACAACAGGCUAUAAAACUGUUGCAGGGUUUCAUUGAUAAAGAUUUGAUUUGCCAUGUUUCAAGAGCUAAAGAGCAUCCUUUUAUUUAUGGUUUUUAUUUGUACUAUAUUAUAUCAACUAAUGACAAAGAAAACUGCAAAACCUGGGAUAGAGAUGAACUAAGUGAUAAAGAAGCUAUUUAUCUUUUUGAGCGAGAGUGGCUGGAAGUGGAACUUAGUCCAUCAUUUUCUUUGUGUCCUGUUAUUGAAAAUUAUAACUUUCCCUCUGAUGAAGACAUUUGGUCUACACCUUAUAAACAAAAUUCUAAACUGAAGUUUAAAUGUUGCAACAUACAAAUAGAUCAGGGUACAAAAAGUGGGCGACAAGAAUGGGGGCAAUUACGUUAUCAAAAUAUUUACAGGCCAUAUGAAGCAUUUGAAUUUAUAGUAGAGUGGAUGGUAGCAACUGGAAACAAAGCAGCUGAACUGGUCCAGACUUGGGCUAGGAAGUCUAAUCUGUAUAGUUUGCAGUUGGUACCCAUUCCCAGUGAUCCCUUUGCUUUACCUUUUUCUGAUGAUUCGGAUCCAUUAAGAGGGCCUAUUUUUAUACCUCUAGAUUUAUCCUGCCUUAUGGAUACAUCUGUUCAAAGUAUGGAUGAAGCAGGUCUACUAAAACUUCAAGAAAGAAUUUUAUGUAAAUUUGGUUUUAUACCUUAUCGGAAUCCUAAUCAGUUUUCACCUCCUCAGUAUGUUCAUAUUAGUGGAAGUAUGUUUGUCAUGCUUCCUGUUCGUCAGAGGGAAACCAAAAAGCCAAAUGGAAAGCAUUUAGCGGUAAUAGAUUUGCAUCAGAUAAGUAGUCCACAUGAUGAAUAUAUCACUCGACACUUCAGUGGUGUGAAAAAUAAAUCCUUGUCUGCUAUGAAUUCUGAGAUUCAUACGAAGAUUGGUUUCUUAUGGUCUUGGAAUUACAUGAUUACAAAGAGAUGGAAGACAACAGGAACUGUAGAUGAGAAUUUUAUGCGGAAAGUGAUGAGAGAUUUUCGAGCAUUUUGUUCCAAUCAAAACUGCCGUUUAGAAGAUUUUUGGAAGUUUUCUGAGAUGUCUGAAUUUAGUCAAGAUCAUUCUAUGUUAAUGGAUUUAGAAUCUUGAUUUUAUAUACAAAUAUAUGUUAAAGUCAAUAGGAAAAUGAACAGCAAAAUUUUUUUAUUAAAAACUUUUGCAAUAUUUUGUCUAUAUUGUUUGAUAAUUUUACGUUUAAACGGGCAUUCUUUUUCCUCAUUUUAUUUCAUUUAAACUUCUUGCAUAAUACAUUCCAUGGCCUUGUUCACUUUUCACGGUUCUUGUUUUAAUAUAAUCAAAUUUUUUUUGUUUUUUUUUUAACUCUAUUCCGCAGAGUACUAAUUUAUUUAAAUGAUGUCUAAAUGCCUAGUUAUUGUUUUAUUGUGCUAAUUGUAUGUUUUAUCAAAGCAAAUAUUGGUGCCAAUUCACUUUCAGGAAAUAUUUCCUGCAUGCUUCAUGUGCAAACAAUGAAUUAAAAAAAAAAAAAAAAAAAGCAUGCCUACAUCUUAAAUAAUUGUUAGCCCAAAAGUGCUAUUUGUCUCUAAAUAGGAUUUUGCAUUGAUUCAUUUUAAAUGUUGUACCCUCUAAUUGUAUUGUUUCAUUUUUUAAUUGAGUCCAUUGCCAUGUGGCAAAAUGCAAGUUAUUUAUGUUUCAUUUUUAAUCUGUCUGUUAUUGAUUAACAGAGUAAAAGCAAUUUAAAGGCAACAGACAUGAUUCUUAAUCAUAUUUUUUAAAUUCUUAAUCUGCUUGAUUUAAGUAAGAAUGAAUUCAUGAUAUAUAUAAUUAGAAACAUUAAAUAUUUGUAUAGAUAUAUGCUAUAUACUUUUUCACUUUUCAAAAAUAUUGUUGAUUUCAAAUGUUUCCCUUUUAGUCUAAAUGUAUAUUCAUCUAGUAUCCUAUAAAAUGUUUCAUGAUUCCACCUGGCCCAUCUUCUAUUGAUAUUCUCUACUGAUAAAUGGUAUUAAAUUUUAAAAGAGCUCUUUUGGGCGAUCAUUUAAAUUUGAACCCUUUUGGUUUUCUUUUCCUUUUUAGAUAUAUGCAAAAGCCUCCUUUUGAUGUUAAUUAAUAAUUAGCAGGUUUUCCCCAUAUUAUUGGCUUUACUAUUCUGACCAGUUUGUCUUUUGAAUGUAUGAUUAUUUGUUCUGUACCUUGAAUCUCUGGAAGUGAAUUCUUAACUCUUUCAGCUGUGCUGGUGGCUUUUGCCACCUUCAUGUAGAGGUGUAUUUUAUUGACAACAGAGAUUGCUUUCGGUAGUAUGAUAUGACCUUCAGUAGUUCAGUUAUGGCUUUAUUACAAUUCACUAUGGCACUCAUAAAAAGUUUAGCAUAUUUUUAAUGUCAGCAUGCCAUUAAGACAAGGUAGACUACAGUUAAAGACCUCCGAUCCUAGAAAUUUGCUUAUUCUAGCAAAACUUCAGAAGCACACAUAGCUCUUGUGCCAGAUAUGUUAUCUAAUGUUAAUUAGAUACAUAAAGAUGGAUAGAAACAGCAUUGUAAACUGGAAACUUGGAGAGGAUGUUCCAGAAUCCAUUGUGAAAAAUGCAAAGUACAGCUUUGCUUAACAAAAAAUAAAAAUUGUUUGAAAUAAUUUCAUAUACAAUAAAUGUUAGUAAUAUUAUAAUGUACAUUUAUGUUUUUAUGAAUUUUUACCUUGAGACUUGACACUGGCAAUUGCUAAAACAUCUUUUUUUCCUACAUUUCAAGUAAGAACUUGUUAGUAUGUUUCAAGAGAAUUCUAAUACCUAUAAACAAUAUUGCACAGCAUAAAAAAUUAACCACUUGCGCUACGACUAAACUUCACAGUUGCGGUGCCGUGCGCUACAAUAUAACAAGCGGUAUAGUGUCUCAUUUUAUGCCGCUCUGCGUCUGCGAGUGCAAUCUAGAGCUAAUAAACAAUCUCGUUGUUAGGCGACGUGUGCACCACGCAAUCCACAGCUGUAACUCGAAAAAUAAACAGUCUCGUUGUUAGGCAGCGUGUGCACUAUGUUGUUUUCAUUUUUGCGAUAAAUGCCUAUCGACGAGGUGUUCACGUCGCUCGCAUUUUGAGACAAAAGCAUCUCGACGUGCAUUGCACGUCUUUUUAGCGCAAGUGGUUAAAUUCCAGGGACUGAAAGAGUUAACUUAGUCAGCCUAUCAUAAUUAGCUUAAAAUUAUUUCAGAUAUUAACUUGGGAUUUAAAUGUGAAGAUCAGAUUGUAAUUUUUUGUCUAUGUGUGUGUGUAUAUAUAUAUAUAUAUAUAUAUAUUUUUUUUUUUUUUUUUAAAUGGUAAACUUUUGUUUGAAAUAUUAGGGUAUGAACUGAAGUUCCAGAGUCAGCUAUUUUUUCAGUUGUUAAAGCUGUAUUCCUUAAUGUAUUUAGUGGUGAAUAGUAAAACAUUUUAUCUUAACGAUCAUCCAGUAUAUAUAUGUAUAAGAAAUGAAAAAUUCAAAUUUAAAUGCACAUUCCAUUCAUUGUGUACCACUUGCUGCUACAAAUAAUGUGACAAAGAAAUAAUUAACUCUUAUUAUUCUUCAUGAUGGUUUUAUAUGUAAAGUUUUACAUUUUCAUGAAAUGAUUUUUAAUGUUACCUGAAUUGUUAAUAUUUUCACAGUAUAUACAUACAUAUAUAUAACAAUAUUAUAUUAGUGUAUAACUUAGUUAUUUUUGUCAAAGCCAUCUUGUAUUUUAAGCUUUAAUUUUUUAUAAAAAAUUCAGUAUGUCCAUUUUAAUAGUCUUUCAUUUUUAAAAUUUGGGGAAAACUGUAAAUAUUCAAAAUCUUCCAUUAGAUUACACUCAAGGACCAAAGUUAUGUCAAAGGCUAUCUGAUAGUUAAAAAGGCACUAAUUUCCUACUCUGAGGGUCAGGAGAUUCAAAAAUUUUCCAUUAAUGGAAGCUCAAAUGUGUUUUAUUUUACUCAUUUAAAUUACUUUUGACUUACUGAAAUAUUACUUUUGAUUCAAAAUAUAAACUCUGAAUUAUUUUAUUAAAAAAUCCGACUUGUACGAAUUCAUGUAAAGAGGAAAGUUAAUUUGUAUCUUCUACAAAAUCUUUAAAAUUAAAAAAUUAUGAUGUGUAGUGUUAAUUAUAUCUUUUUAAAAAUUGCUAGAUUGCAUAACUAAUUGUUACCUUAAGAAAUUUGUUUUUUUUUCCUACAGAUUAGAUGUCUCUUUGGUUCUGACUUGUUAAAAUAUUGUCAUUUGUAAACCUGAGGAAAUUGAAAAAUAUGUGAUAUUAAUUCAUGUGAUCCUGUACUAUAUGUAAAAUAUUUUUAUAUUGAGUGUAAUAAAGUGUAAUAUAAACAAAGCAAA